This is a messenger RNA of Nematostella vectensis (starlet sea anemone), 2449 nucleotides long. Its product is annotated as doublesex- and mab-3-related transcription factor C2. NCBI's taxonomy places the organism in Eukaryota, Metazoa, Cnidaria, Anthozoa, Actiniaria, Edwardsiidae. Gene Ontology annotation, molecular function: RNA polymerase II cis-regulatory region sequence-specific DNA binding; DNA-binding transcription factor activity, RNA polymerase II-specific. The coding region runs from base 904 to 1590 and encodes 228 amino acids. The record is from RefSeq and is a predicted model, not a curated record. The transcript has 2 exons. Gene Ontology annotation, biological process: regulation of transcription by RNA polymerase II; sex differentiation. Gene Ontology annotation, cellular component: nucleus.
GGUUUCUCCGGAAUGCGUACAGGCUGGUUGUAUUCUUGUAUUGUUCUCGACCUAGCAUAACAUCAUCACUCUCUACAAGUGGCUUGUAAUGGGACGGGUGUCUCCAGGAUUGCGUACAGGCUAGUUGUAUUCUCUUAUUGUGCCCAACAUGGCGGCUCUUCUUUUGGCCCUGCCCGCCCUCCCCUUUCAGGAUUUGUUUAAGCCAUUUUAACUUCUCCCACAACUUUGAGCAUAACAUAGAGCACAAUGAGAUCAAUGAAAAUGGGGUGUUUUUCCCCUCAGCUUUUUUACUCAGGGCAGGGGAGCUAGUUUUUAAAAUGGGUGCUGUGUUUAAAUUUGUAAUAGUUUCUAAGCUAGCUUUUUGUUGUCCCUCCCUCCCCCUCUUUCUAUUAAUAAAUUGAAUAUAUGGGCGGAUACAGGGGUGGGCACGAAAACGCUCCAGAGCGUCCAAAAAAUAUUCCCAGCACAACUAGUUCGACUCCUCAAAUUUGCCAGCGGAACCAUUCGGGACGAUUUUUUUUCCCAGCAUCUUCCCAGCUCACAACUGGCAACGGAACAGAUAUAUUGCGGAACAUAUCCUUUUGUGCCCUAGAUUUAUUACCAUUUUCACUGGCAGGACAGGCUUUAUUUUCUUACUACCAAUCAGAAUAUUGUCGGUCUCAUCAAUGCUAAGUUGCUGUUUUGAACAUUUGAACAAGACAUCCACGCCCCACGCUCAAAAUUGAUUCACGCACGAGGUAGCCAAUCAGAACACAGGACAGCAAUGAUUGACAAGCUAGAACAGGAGAGGCGCGCAGUUCCGAUCAUUCCUUCGCAAGAUUUGCCAAACAGCACGUUUUGGAACAACGUUGUUCAAGAAUUUCAAAAGACUGAAAAAGAGGUUCUUGCGUGUUAAUCUACAUUAUGGAACACCUUCCAAGACGUUCAAGAAACCCUAGUUGUACUCUUUGCAGUAAUCAUGGUAUCAGAUCGGAGCUAAAAGGACAUAAAUACAAUUGUCCUUACAGUUCGUGCAAGUGUGAGCUCUGCGACCGUGGCAGAGAAAGACGGGAAAUCAUGCGAAAACAAGUGAAAUUACGGCGACAUCAGAUGAGAGAUAUUUUAUCAGGGAGAGAAACCGCGGCUCCCGUUGAAAAAUCGAUUCAGGAAAACUUACAGGAUCCUAAAGUAUGCAAUCAAAAUGGCUUCCAGAAGGAACCUGUAAUUCCACCCAUAGGUAUGAGUCAUCCAAUUAUUGGACUUCCUGAAAGUCCUCUCCUGAAUACAAAAGUAUUCUACCCUCGGUUCGCACACCCAAGCUCCCCAACACUACGCCACAAUGCUCCGCCAGUACCAAUGGUCUCAUACUCACCCAACAGCAAAUACUACUGUCACUACUCCCCAUAUCUGUCUCUCCGUGGCCUUCAUGCUGAGCCGCAGCACCACUCUAGCCCACAAGGAUACCAAAUCAGCAAACCGGUACAGAUUGGAGGCUUCAACACUUCAGAGAAUAGCGCCUUUGAGAAGUGUGCAGGGGUGGUCUUUACUAACUCGAGCAGCAUGCUUGCUACAGAGGCAGCAAGUGCCUUGGCUACUCUGGCACAGUCCUAGGAAACAUAUGAUUGGCUAGUUUAGCACAGUCAUAGGAGACAUAUGAUUGGCUACUCUGGCACAGUCCUUGGAAACAUAUGAUUGGCUACUCUGGCACAGUCCUUGGAAACAUAUGAUUGGCUAGUUUAGCACAGUCAUAGGAAACAUAUGAUUGGCUACUCUGACAUAGUCAUAGGAAACAAAUGAUUGGCUACUCCGGCACAGUCAUAGGAAACAAAUGAUUGUUAGUGCCUUGGCUACUUUAGCACAGUUAUAGGAAACAAAUGAUUGUUAAUGGGUUCACUACUCUAGCAAAGUCAUAGGAAACAAAGAGUUUUCCCAUAUAAUAUCUAUCACUGCUCCCUCCCUCCCCCCCCCAAGCAAUUCCUGGCUAAUCGCCUAGCUAAAUCUUUAGCAUUCCUUGCACUGAGAGGGUCUCCGUGUCGGCCACCAUUUUGUCUUCUCCCAGCUUUUUUGAGACUAUCUUUGCGUAAUUUGUCUUGAAAAAACUGAAUGAAAACAAUAACAAAAUUGUGGCAGACAACAUUAAAGGCCCUUUAAAGCUUGCAGCUAUCCCCCAUACUCCUUUGCAUGUCUUUUCUGUCUUCCCAUUAUGCGAGUUGAGCCACUGGUGAGGUUAAAGUCAGGCUAUAAGAAACAACUGAUUGUAAGAGAAUACAGGAGUAAAGUGUAUGGGACAAUCAGCAAGAUUUGUGUUGUACAUUUUCAGAUUUCAUAAGAUCAAGUAUAACUAAUAAUUAAUUUAAUUGUAAUUAUGUGUGUGAACUGUUAAUGUUACAGUUGGUCCUAGUUAGACCUAUUUUUUGUUGAAUAAAUCUGAUCAUUUUUGCAUAAUAAGGAAUAAAAAAGAAAAAGGAAA